Messenger RNA from Aplysia californica (California sea hare), 1940 nucleotides. RefSeq names its product gephyrin. Gene Ontology annotation, biological process: postsynaptic neurotransmitter receptor diffusion trapping; establishment of synaptic specificity at neuromuscular junction; Mo-molybdopterin cofactor biosynthetic process. The record is from RefSeq and is a predicted model, not a curated record. Gene Ontology annotation, molecular function: molybdopterin molybdotransferase activity. Gene Ontology annotation, cellular component: dendrite; cytosol; postsynaptic membrane. Lineage: Eukaryota; Metazoa; Mollusca; Gastropoda; Aplysiida; Aplysiidae.
GGAGUGAGUGAGAAUUUCGACAAAACAUCAACAUGGCUGAACAUGAUUCUGAGCACGACCUAAAAGUUGGGAUUCUCACAGUAAGCGACUCAUGCUUUAAUGGAACUGCUACAGACCGAAGUGGAGAAAAUCUCAAGCAAGUUGUGGAGUCACGAAAAUUGUUCAAUGGACGUGUUAUCACAAAAGAUAUCCUCCCUGAUGAACAAGAACAAAUCAAGAACAAGUUGCUGCACUGGAGUGACCACCUGAAGUUGGAUCUCAUUCUGACGACUGGUGGCACUGGCUUUGCUCCUCGGGAUGUUACCCCAGAGGCAACCAAGUCUGUCAUUGAGAAGGAAGCUCCUGGAAUGAUUGUGGCCAUGCUGAAAGGAUCUCUGGAAAUAACGCCUCUUGCAAUGCUGUCUCGGCCUGUCUGUGGUACCAGAGGAUGCACUCUCAUUAUCAACCUCCCUGGCAGCACAAAAGGAUCUUCUGAGUGCCUUCAGCUAGUGUCUGCCGGUAUCCCUCAUGCUGUAGACCUUUUGCGGGGUCACAAGCCUGGUGUGGAGAAAACACAUGCAACUCUCCAGGCAGAGGGCAUCAGGAGUGUCCAUGGAGGUCAUCACUCGCACUCACAGACGUGGACACAGAGAAGGUGGCGCUGCGGCCCCGGGAAUCCCCGUACCCUAUGUUGUCCGUGGAGGAGGCGGUCGGCAAAGUGAUGGACAACGCUACUGUUCUGCACUCCGAAGCCGUCGACAUCAAAGAUGCCUUGGGGCGGACCCUAGCCCGCUCUGUGUGUGCUGCGGAUCCUCUACCUCCCUUCCCGGCGUCUAUCAAGGAUGGCUACGCCGUGAGAGCUGAAGAUGGUGCCGGGUUGCGAAUGGUACUGGGCGAGUCGUCUGCAGGAGACGUGCCGGACAAGCCUGUGUCCCCUGGGUUCUGUGUACGCAUCAACACGGGGGCGCCCGUGCCGGCCGGGGCUGACGCCGUGGUGCAAGUGGAGGACACGCAGCUGGUGGAGGCCUCCAGGGACGGCAAGCAGGAGAUACAGAUCAAGAUACUCAAGUUCCCCACUGUGGGGCAGGACAUCAGAACCGUGGGCUCCGACAUAGAAAAGGGGCAAGAAAUCCUGUGUGAAGGCCAGCGCUUGGGGCCUGCGGAACUGGGCCUGUUGGCUACUGUGGGAGUAACCAGUGUCCCUUGCUACCGGAUGCCUGUGGUGGGGGUGAUGUCCACCGGGAACGAGCUUGUGGACCCGGACACGCCCCUGAGAGAGGGCUCGAUCAGGGACAGUAACCGCACCACUCUACUGUCUCAGCUCAAGGAGUACGGGGUGCCUUCGCUCGACCUCGGCAUUGCCAAAGACACGCCCGACGCUUUGCUAGAAAAGCUGACUGAUGCCCUAAACAAAGUUGAUAUUAUCGUGACUACCGGCGGAGUGUCCAUGGGAGACAAGGAUUACUUGAAGCAAGUACUGCAAGUGGACCUGAAAGCUCAUCUACAUUUUGCCAGAGUCUUUAUGAAGCCGGGAAAACCGACCACAUUUGCAACACUAGAGCACGCUGGUCAAAGAAAAUUUUUCUUUGGCCUGCCUGGUAACCCGGUGUCCGCCAUUGUGACGUGCAACCUGUACGUGAUUCCCGCUAUACGCAAGAUGACUGGGUGUCCUAACCCGCAUCGCACCGUCAUAAAAGUUAAGGUGGACAAAGAUCUCCGGCUGGACCCACGUCCCGAGUACCACAGAGCGGCCUUGACCUGGGAGUCCGGGGACCCCACGCCGACCGCUCACACCACGGGCAACCAGAUCAGCUCCCGCCUUUUGAGCAUGAACCAGGCCAACGUGUUGAUGAGGCUUCCCCCGCGCUCUGACGCGCUCACGCACAUCGACAAGGGGACAGUGGUAGAUGCGCUGGUGAUUGGGCAGGUCUAGAGAUUUGGACAGCCGAGAGAAGCAAGGG